Molecule: messenger RNA, 942 nt
Organism: Dermacentor andersoni
Lineage: Eukaryota; Metazoa; Arthropoda; Arachnida; Ixodida; Ixodidae
Source: RefSeq, a predicted model, not a curated record
CGCAGAACGUCCUCUUCACGCUACAAUCAGUGACUGUUCGCUUCUAUUGAGCAAAAAAAUUACAGCUAUUAUUCUAGUACAAAUAAAAUUAACAAUGAUCCGAGCUGUGUGUUCGCGAGCAAUCUUUGAGUUCGCGCCUGUCAGUGCUUCUUUGACCUCUUCCCAGAGAGCAGCAUCUGCAUCCGGGUUUUCAUCGUUUCGCCGUUUGCUCCAGCAGAGCAGUGUGUGCCUCCAGAAGAGCGCCGGAACUUCAAAGAUGGAGACAAACAAAGUAGUUCCUGAUGUGAUCGACACGGUCCCGGAAAACACCAUUGAGGUGACUUACAAUGAUCAGAAGGUUAACAUGGGAAAUGUUAUGACGCCGACACAAGUCCAAUCCCCACCAAAGGUUUCGUACCCAACAGAAACCGACGCUUUUUACACCCUCUGCAUGACUGACCCCGACGCACCGAGUAGGCAAAGUCCAAAGUACCGAGAGUGGCAUCAUUGGCUCGUGGUGAACAUUCCUGGCUGCAAUGUCUCUGAGGGAGAAACACUGUCGCAGUAUGUUGGUUCUGGCCCUCCAAAAGGAACAGGUCUGCACCGGUAUGUGUUCGUGGUUUACAAGCAGCCUGGAAAGCUCAACUGUGAUGAAAAGCGCCUCACAAACCGCUCUGGUGAUCACCGAGGUUGUUUCAAGAUUCGAGAUUUUGCCAAGAAGUAUCAGCUGGGAGAGCCAGUUGCUGCCAACUUCUACCAGGCAGAAUGGGAUGACUAUGUGCCUAAGCUGUAUGAGCAGCUCAGUGGCAACUGAGUUCAAAGUGCAGUGACCAGUCAGCACAGUUUACCUUUUCAUCUUCUGUGUUCUUGUUCCCAAUUCAGUUGCUGAGCCUCUACUUUCAGCCCAACAUGCCACUGUUGUUUAGCAUGUUCUCAAUAAAACACAACUUUGCUGGUCUGCAA